AUGGCUGAAAAGUCAGGGGCGAAGUACCGGCAGGAAAUUCAACAGAUGAUGUUCGUGGCCGGCGAAACGGGAGAGCCAUCAAGCGAGACAACAACACUCAUCGAACAGAUCGUCCACGAACAAGUCAUAGAAAUGCUCAAAAGAUCCACAGCUCUUGCUACUCGACGAGGCUCCCGCGCAAUCACCACCGCUGAUCUCUUUUUCCUGAUCCGCCACGACAAAGCAAAGACUUCUCGUCUGAAGACAUUUCUUUCCUGGAAAGAUGUUCGAAAGAGUGCCAGAGAGUCUGACGACAAAGGAGGCGAUGCCGCGGAUGCUGCAGUAGGGGAUGAUGCUCUCGGCGGCGUUGAUGUCGCUGGUGGACCCUCGGUGCCUGUCAGCGAACUAUCCAAAAGAAGCAAGAAGAAGGUUAAGCUUCCGUGGGACAUCUCAAGCUUCUUCACCGAACAGCUGCCGGAGGGUGAAGACGAGGAUGACGAGGAAGAGGAAGAAGCAAAUGCUGCUACCAUUGUCCGCCUGCAAGCAGCCGACAGACGUACCAAAGGCAUGACAAGGGAUGAAUAUGUUCAUUACAGUGAAUGCCGCCAAGCUUCUUUUACCUACAAGAAAGCCAAGCGAUUCCGCGAGUGGGCUGGGUUUGGCAUCGUGACUGACAGCAAGCCCAACGAUGACAUCGUGGACAUUCUGGGGUUCCUGCUGUACGACAUCGUACAGACCUUGACGGAGGAAGCGUUGAAGGUGAAGCAAGAAGAAGAUCUUAACAAGUCUCGCAACGGCGACUCGGAUGCUCAGAGCAAGAAACGCAAGAGAGAGACUGGACUGUUUGACCCGCCUGAGGAGGGUACGACGCCCGUGACUCCGAAACAUGUCAGAGAGGCUUUCCGAAGAUUGCAGGAGAAGCCCAUCCCAGGCAGAGUGAGGGUUUGGAUGGGUGGUCCCAGGGCUUUGCAAAGGACUGAGUUGAAGUUGAUCUGA
Messenger RNA from Letharia columbiana, 975 nucleotides. RefSeq lists its product as uncharacterized. The transcript has 4 exons. Gene Ontology annotation, biological process: transcription by RNA polymerase II. Gene Ontology annotation, cellular component: SAGA complex. Lineage: Eukaryota; Fungi; Ascomycota; Lecanoromycetes; Lecanorales; Parmeliaceae. The record is from RefSeq and is a predicted model, not a curated record. The coding region runs from base 1 to 975 and encodes 324 amino acids. Gene Ontology annotation, molecular function: protein heterodimerization activity; transcription coregulator activity.